AUGCCACCGCCCCCACCCCAAGUGACCCAGUGGCUCAGAGAGACCUACCCCCAGCCCACCGUUGAUCCGGAAUGGCUCGAAGCCUGCUACACCUGGAUCCUAUCCGAGCUCCACCUUGACCCCGCGCGCGACAUGCCCGCCAUCCUUGAUAACGUCAACUCACAGCUCCUCGGCUCCGACUUCGCAGACAGCAUGGUCGCCGGCACCGGUUUCCCGCAGAACGUCCUAGGCGCGGACCACGCUGUCCUCAGGGGUCCGAUCCUCGUCGAGGUUACGGAGAUCAUGGAGUUUGCGCAUAGCGCAUACAGCUUGCUGCAAGUGCACGAGUCGCGGCAAGAGUAUCGGAAACAGGCGGCGUUAAGGGACGCAAGCGGGGACGGGCGUGAGCAUGAGCGCGAGCGCAAGCCGAUGCCCAAGUACCCCAGGUCCACGUUACAGCUUCUGCUGAGCGACGGAGCGUCGGUCCUCCCUGCAAUCGAGGUCAAGAAUCUGCCACAAUUUGAGCUUGGAGAAACGCCUCUGGGGUACAAGGUGGGUGUGCUCGGUCACGCAGUUGGAGUGCCCUCGUCUUCCAUGCCCUACAUUGUGCGCGUUCUCUGA
Dichomitus squalens LYAD-421 SS1 is the source of this 600-nucleotide messenger RNA. RefSeq lists its product as uncharacterized. The transcript has 2 exons. Gene Ontology annotation, cellular component: RecQ family helicase-topoisomerase III complex; nuclear body. The record is from RefSeq and is a predicted model, not a curated record. Gene Ontology annotation, biological process: double-strand break repair via homologous recombination; resolution of meiotic recombination intermediates. The coding region runs from base 1 to 600 and encodes 199 amino acids. NCBI's taxonomy places the organism in Eukaryota, Fungi, Basidiomycota, Agaricomycetes, Polyporales, Polyporaceae.